Molecule: messenger RNA, 1034 nt
Organism: Ceratosolen solmsi marchali
Lineage: Eukaryota; Metazoa; Arthropoda; Insecta; Hymenoptera; Agaonidae
Product: spindle and kinetochore-associated protein 1
Exons: 5
Coding region: 136-981 (281 amino acids)
Biological process (GO): mitotic cell cycle; regulation of microtubule polymerization or depolymerization; chromosome segregation
Cellular component (GO): spindle microtubule; mitotic spindle; outer kinetochore
Molecular function (GO): microtubule binding
Source: RefSeq, a predicted model, not a curated record
AAUACUUAAUAUUGUACAAAAUUAAUUUUAAUAUUUACUUUUAAAAAGAUAAAAAAGUUUAGCUAACAUAACCAAAGAAUGAUUUAAGGUUAUAAGAAUACUAUUGGUUGGAACAAAAUUAUAUUAUAUUUGAUCAUGGCAGCAUACCAUAUAAGCUCAUCCCUGGAAAAUCUUUUACUUGUGCAAUCACAAAAACUUCAAGAUCUUGAAAAAACUACAGAGCUAUUACGAAGUAAAAACAUCAUUCACGAUGAUCUUAUUCAUGCUUAUAAGGAAGUAAGUUUUAUAACAAAUGGAAUACAACUCUUAAAGGAAGAUAUCAAAACAAUGAAAGACAAUAAUGAACGUUGCAAAGAACUAUCAACAAUAUUAAAAUCGUUAGAUCAUCAAAUUCAACAUAUGGAAAAUAAUAUUCCAUCUAAAAUUCAGGAAUAUAUCAAUUCUGAAUUGCCUGAAAAUAUUAGUAACAAAUAUUCUACAGAAGAGUAUGUAAAUAAUACCAUAAACAAUAUGACAGUGUGUAAUAGCGAUAAUAUUAACAAUCACGUAAUUAGUGAUGUAAAGAGUUGCAAGAAGAUUUUAUUUAAUGAGCCAGAAAUACCUCAAAUACAAAUUGUUACAGAAGAAGAAUUUAUUAAAAUACCUAAAUAUAUAAUUGGAAGAUAUCCAUUGGAAAUACUUAAUAAUUUAGUAUAUAAUAUAAAUCAAAUUAUUAAAACAAAAUAUUCGUUUAUUAAUUUAGGAAAAAAUGCCGCAAGAAAAAAAGGAGAAUUAGAUUUAUAUUUACAUUACACGAAAGAUCAAACAAGUCUUGGAAUAGAUGAAGAAAAUCUUUAUUUUUUUACAUCGGAUGAUUAUGAAAAAUAUAUUAAAUUAAAAAUUGACAAAACAAAAUUGAAUUUGUUAAUAGCUUUGCGCCAUUGUAAACGGUUACGAGAAAUCAGAUCAGCAAAAACUGUAUAUUAUGCUCUUAUUAUAUAAAAUUCAUGAGAUAAUAACUUAAGAAAAAGAUUAUUUGUAUUAUCAAAUUUAAA